AUGAACGUUCCACAGGACCAACAACAACCUUCGGGGAUGAAUUCAUGGCACGCCAUGUACUCGGUGACUGAUAGACAAAAGGUUGUUCAGAUUCUCACAGGGACCCUUAAGGAUAUCCAGAACACGAACUUUGACCCUCAGAAGGCUGCCAAUAUGGCGCAAGAGUUUGAGAAGUUUACGUUCACCAAGUCCCACAGUAAGGAUGAAUAUCUUCGACUUAUUAAGCAAAAGAUCACGCAACUUAGAAACAGUGUUCGGAAUGGCGGACCAAACAAUGGUAUGCCCCAGCAACAGCAACAGCAACAACAGCCAAACAUGAGUGCCCAGAACAUCAAUUUCUUGCAGCAACAAGCGCAGGCAAGACAACAAUCUGCUGCUCAAAUCCAAGCACAGCUUCGGAAUAAGAAUGGAAUCCCACAACAACAACAACAGCAACAACAACAGCAACAACAACAACCUCCGCAACAACAAUUCCAACAGAUGAACCAACAGAUUCCACAACAACAGCCUAUUCAUCAACAGCAACAACCACAGGGUCAACGGCCCAUCCAACAACAACAGCAACAACAAGCUCCACAAGGGGGACAACAGACCAUGCAACAAAGCCAACUUCAGCGGAUUGGGAACCAAAUUAAGAACGUUCCAAUUCCACAGGCGUUGCUUGUUAGGAUACCCAACCUUCCACCAAAUGUCAAUACAUGGACACAAAUUUUUGAAUGUUUUCAAAAGAAAUUACUUCCUCCAACUGUUAUGCCGCUCAUAAAGGAUUUGCAUACGACCCACAUGCAGUUGGUUGCACGCCAACAGCAACAGCAACAGCAGAAGAUGAACCAACUUCAGCAGCAACAACUGACUGGACAGCAACAACAACAGCAGCCACUAGCAAACCAAAACGGGGGAGGUCCAAUUUCCAUGAACAACCAGAACUUUAAUCUUAACAACAUGACUCCACAACAAAAGCAGCAGUUUCUUCAAAGACAAAUGCAGCAACGGGGUAUGACUGGUAAUCCACAACAGCAACAGCAACAGCAACAGCAGCAACAACAACAACACAUGAUGCAACAAAGGCAACAAUCUAUUCCACAACAGCAAAUGCAACAGCCUGCUCACAUGCAGCAGCAACAACAACAACAACAGCAGCAACAACAGUCUAUCAGACAGCAGAGUGUUGGGAUGCAGGGAGUUGGUGUGCCUCCACGAUCUGCCGGCGAAGCUCCGGACUUCCAGAUCACUCCUCAAGACAUCAUGAAGUAUAGUUCUGAUGCCAUGACCUUGUUAUCUCGACUCCAAUCUAUGGGGUCAAUUCAGGCAAAUUUAGAUGACAAGCAAAAGGAGGCAUUUAUUAGGAAGUUUAUUAAACACCAGAAAACAACUUCUUGGAGACAGGCGAAUGGUCAAGGUAUUCCUAAUCAAAUGAAUGGGAAUAACACUGGAAACAAUGUGGGUAAUAACAACAUGGCUACUGCAGCUGCUCAAGCUGCGGUUCAAAGACGAAUGCAAGGUAUGCCUCCACAAGUUCCAGGUCAAGGGCCAAUGGGACAAAAUAUGCAGCUGAAUGUUCAAGCACAAAGAGCACAAGCACAAGCACAAGCACAAGCGCAGGCACAAGCACAAGCACAAGCACAAGCACAGGCCCAAGCACAGGCCCAAGCACAAGCACAAGCACAAGCACAGGCCCAAGCACAAGCACAAGCACAGGCCCAAGCUCAAGCACAGGCACAAGCACAAGCACAGGCCCAAGCACAAGCCCAGGCACAAGCACAAGCCCAAGCACAACAACAACAUCAAGCACAAAUGCAAGCGCAACUUCAAGCUCAGCUUCAAGCUCAACAAUCGCAUCCACAAUCACUGCCAUUAAUGAACAUGCAAGUGCAACCUACACUCCCACAAGCUAAUCAGACACCUGUUUUGAACCAACCAUUACCUCAAUACACCAACAAUUCAUCACCUGUUAUGCCAUUUCAACAACCACAAGGACAAAUGCAGCAGCAACAGCCACCACCACCACAACAACAGCAGCCACAACAACAAAGAGUUGGCGCCGUUGGUGGGGCAGGAAAUAUUGCUCCAGGUAAGAAUUUUGGUGGAGAUGGCAAUGGAGGACUGAAUGGUCUCCCACCACUCACUGAUGAAAUGAAGAUUAAAUUGAGACAGUUGGUGGAUGAAGUUAGCCAAAGUCAAUUCCAAUUGAGAGAGGUUGAAAAUCUUAGUGAACAAGACAAGACAAUUGUUAGAGAAACCAUGGUACGGAUAUCUCAACAAUAUUCAAACGUUGAUAAUAUUAUUACUUAUUUCUAUGCCACUACACGUAAUAUCGAAGGAACGAAGAGAUUGAUUCAAAUGAAGUACAUGACAAAAAAUAUUAUGGAAAAUUUGCAAAGAGGAGUUUAUCUUGCAGCCCCAGAUUUACUUGAGAAACUUAGAGCUCACUACCAUAAAUAUUUUGAUUAUGUGAAUGAACAAAUCAAUCAACGAAGAAGACAGUUGCAACAACAACAACCACAACAGAUUCCACAAAUGCAGGCAUCACCACAGAAUCCCCCACUUGCUCCCACACAAGCUCAACCCCUGCAACAGUUUGCUUCACUUCAACAACGACAAUUACAACAACAGCAUCAACAACAACAACUUCAACAACAGAGGCAAUUAUCUGCUCAGCAGCAGCAGAUGAACCUUGGAUCUAAUAAGGCUUGGCCAAAUGCUAUUCCACCUCAACUGGCGGGUUCAAUGCCAAUGAUGCCUACUGGAACUUCACCAUUGGUAAGCAAUGCCAACCUUGUGAUGCAACAACAUCAACAACAACCACAACAAUCUAAGUUAUCACCUCAAAGACAAAAUUCCAGAGGAAGCAUUGGUGGUAAUAAAAAGAUUAAUGGAGUAGGGCAAGUUGGUGUAGCAAAUAAUAGACGGAAAUCUGGAAAUAAGAACUUGGUCCCUCCAGGUGGUAUCCCAACCCCUGUUGGUGGGAAUGCACCUACGCCAGCUACAUUGGCCAAUGCAAUCAAGACACCCAAUAGUAUUUCAACCCCACAUCUUCCACAAUCUCAAAGUAAUAAGAAUACUCCUACCGAGUCACCUAAUUACCACACCAAAAACCCUUCGUUGUCUUCUGCCACCAUUGCUAAGAAGCAACAAGAUUCUAUACUCGGGGAUAUAUUUGAAAACAUUAAUGAUCCAAAGGUUGUAGCUAGAAGGGAACUUGCAAGCACUGAUGGUGAGAAGUUUUUCUUUGCAGCAUUAUCAAAUUUAUUGGAACUUGAUGAUAACUCAAAGGAUGGAACUACUAUUGGUAAGAAUAGCCUUCCAACUCCAUCAUACCUGUAUGGCAAUAAAAAUGGACCAUCUCCCCAAUCUAUGGCUGGCCUGCCAGGAUGGACCUGUGAGAUCAGACCAGAAGCCAUUACUCUGGCAUUCCAUCAAUUAGACGGGGUUAGAGAUAUUUCUACUGAUAUCAUCAAGGUUUGUGCCAAUAUUUCCAAGAAUGAAAAGAUUGAAGGAGAUUUAUCACUCAAACAUGCAAGAGAUGAAAAUGAUGCGAAUGACUUUGAAGAUCUUUUCGUGGAAAAGAAACCAAAACUUGAAGAUAAUUCUAAUCGGUUUCUACAUGAACCAGUUGAGUAUGAAGAAUGGAGAGAUUUCUUUGUCACAAGUAUUGAACAAGAGAUUUAA
This is a messenger RNA of [Candida] anglica, 3669 nucleotides long. The record is from the annotation of a GenBank genome assembly. Lineage: Eukaryota; Fungi; Ascomycota; Pichiomycetes; Serinales; Debaryomycetaceae.